GCGCGGAGAUCUGCCCCUAUUCUGUGUGUUCGCGGCACGGGCUGGCCAUCGCCUCGCACAGCGUGUGCCUGACCCGGCUCCUGAUGGCGGCCGCUUUCCCGGUGUGUUACCCGCUGGGCCGCCUGCUGGACUGGGCGCUGCGCCAGGAGAUCAGCACUUUCUACACCAGGGAAAAGCUGCUGGAGACGCUGCGGGCCGCGGACCCCUACAACGACCUGGUGAAAGAGGAGCUCAACAUCAUUCAGGGCGCCCUGGAGCUGCGCACCAAGGUGGUGGAGGAGGUGCUGACCCCGCUGGGCGAUUGCUUCAUGCUGCGCUCCGACGCCGUGCUGGACUUUUCCACCGUGUCCGAGAUCCUGCGCAGCGGCUACACUCGCAUCCCCGUGUACGAGGGCGAUCAGCGGCACAACAUUGUGGACAUUCUGUUUGUCAAGGACUUGGCCUUCGUGGACCCCGAUGACUGCACCCCACUCCUCACCGUCACCCGCUUCUACAACCGGCCCCUGCACUGCGUCUUCAAUGAUACUCGGCUGGACACGGUGCUGGAGGAGUUUAAGAAGGGAAAAUCUCACCUGGCCAUUGUCCAGCGGGUGAAUAAUGAGGGAGAAGGGGACCCCUUCUAUGAGGUGAUGGGCAUUGUCACACUGGAGGACAUCAUAGAGGAGAUCAUCAAGUCAGAGAUCCUGGACGAAACUGACCUCUACACCGACAAUCGGAAAAAGCAGAGGGUCCCGCACCGGGAGAGGAAGCGACAUGACUUCUCCUUGUUUAAGCUUUCUGACUCGGAGAUGCGAGUGAAGGUCUCCCCACAGCUUCUGCUGGCCACACACCGCUUCAUGGCCACAGAAGUGGAGCCCUUUAAGUCUCUGUACCUUUCGGAGAAGAUCCUACUCCGGCUCCUGAAACAUCCCCACGUGAUCCAGGAGCUGAAGUUUGAUGACAAGAACAAGAAAGCCCCGGAACACUACCUCUACCAGCGCAGCCGCCCCGUGGACUACUUUGUGCUGCUGCUCCAGGGGAAAGUGGAGGUGGAGGUUGGUAAGGAAGGCCUUCGCUUCGAGAAUGGAGCCUUCACCUACUAUGGUGUCCCAGCCAUCAUGACCACUUCUUGCUCAGAUAAUGAUGUGCGGAAGGCGGGAAGCCUGGCUGGAUCCUCUGCCUUUCUGCCCAUGUCUGUGUCUCGUACCUUCGCCUUCAGCAGAGGGGACUCUCUGGCAGGCUCGCCAGUAAACCGCUCCCCUUCACGCUGUAGCGGGUUGAACCGCUCCGAGUCUCCCAACCGUGAGCGCAGUGACUUUGGGGGCAGCAACACCCAGCUGUGCAGUAGCAACAACCUCUACACUCCUGACUACUCAGUCCACAUCCUCAGCGACGUGCAGUUUGUAAAGAUCACACGGCAGCAGUACCAGAAUGCGCUCACCGCCUGCCACAUGGACAACUCACCCCAGUCCCCCGACAUGGAGGCCUUCACUGACGGAGACUCCACCAAGGCCCCCACGACCCGGGGCACACCCCAGACCCCCAAGGAUGACCCUGCUGUCAUCCUCCUAAACAACAGGAACAGCCUGCCAUGCAGCCGCUCCGAUGGGCUGAGAAGCCCCGGCGAGGUCGUGUACCUGAGGAUGGAGGAGAUGGGCUUCACCCAGGAGGAUAUGACAGACUUCCAGGAGCACAGCACACAGCAGCUCUCGGUGUCUCCUGCAGCCAUUCCCACAAGAGCAGCAUCAGAUAGUGAAUGUUGUAAUAUCAACCUGGAUACAGAGACCAGUCCCUGCAGUAGUGACUUUGAGGAAACCAUGGGCAAGAGGCUGCUGAGAACCUUGAGUGGUCGAAAAAGGAAGAGGUCACCCGAUGGAGAGAGAGCCUCUGAGGAGAACUCCAAUUUAACACCUCUCAUUACAUGAUGGGCAGACAACUUUUGCUGGGUGUGUGACAUUCCAGAGCUUUGGGGGAGAACCCACCCUCCUGUCAUCUGCUUCUCCCCAAGGCCUCCCACAGGUGACAGAGCAUUCUGCUUCCCUCGCCACCUCUUCACCCCUAACUGUCAGUUUGGCAGACUUUCCCUCAUCGCCUCCAGUUGGACUCAGAGCCUGCGGUGGCCAAGAUGGAAGGAGGUGCCUCGAGUGGAACAUGCUAGAAAUGGCCUCGUCCACAGCACAGCCUGGGACUGGAGAAGACAUGACUCCAGGCUGACAAUACCACUCUGGGACCCCUAAUGCCCUUUUUGUUCUUUGAGAUCCCCUGAUGCCAUAUUUCAUGCGUAGCUUAGCUCAGAAGGUACCGCUGACAGGCACAGCGGAGGCUGGAGCAGCAAGCGUGACGGUGUGUUCAGAAGAUGCACCAAGAAUUCCUCCAGAACUUCAGGGCAGUGGGACUCAGCCAUGUGGGCAUGACAUUACAAUACAGAAAACUGUUGGUGACCAGUUUUCUGUUAGAUAAGGGCUCCAGCAGCCUGGGAACUGGGUCUCAGCUGGAGUGGAAAGAAUGCCAGAUGGAACCUCAAGUCACUGAUUUUCCCAGGGACACAUCUGCUUUGGCUCCCAAUCGGCAGUUACCAAUCCAUCAAUAAAUCUGCUCUGGAAGAGGAGGAACCGGGAACAGAGAGACCCAGUUGGGAGCCAGAGAUGGAGCUUCAGGUUUUAAGUUCAAAUCAAAGCAAAUAUAUAUUUUCCCAUAUAUAUGUGUGUGUGUAUAUAUGGAAAAAUUCUAAGCUAUUGAAGCAAGUUUAGCCA
Messenger RNA from Myotis brandtii (Brandt's bat), 2732 nucleotides. RefSeq names its product cyclin and CBS domain divalent metal cation transport mediator 1 (gene CNNM1). Gene Ontology annotation, biological process: transport; magnesium ion homeostasis. The record is from RefSeq and is a predicted model, not a curated record. The transcript has 12 exons. Bases 84 to 1904 code for a protein of 606 amino acids. Lineage: Eukaryota; Metazoa; Chordata; Mammalia; Chiroptera; Vespertilionidae. Gene Ontology annotation, molecular function: transmembrane transporter activity. Gene Ontology annotation, cellular component: plasma membrane.